UGAGCUGAAGUAGCUGGACAAGUGCUGCACGGUGUUACUUUUCUCCAUCCAAGAACGAAGGAAAAUCCAGUGACGGUGAUGGAACACGUUUCCCGGGCCUAUUAAGCAAAAUUGGCCGGCCACCAGGAAUGAUACCUUGGAUAAAAGGACAUCCGUACACUAGAGAACAAACUAACCCAGAGUGAGACAAAUUGAAACCAAGAUCGUUUUGCUGUUGAACAACAUCUCCGGCCGUGGACCAUUCGGUCGAAGGACGAGCAGCGCAACAGGAUGAUGGUGUUUGUGUUUCUUCGAACCGUGCAAAUGUGAAAGUUUCCAGACGACGAAGACACACAAUCCUUGACCCGUUGUCCGUGGAUGGUGGUAAUCGAUUUAUCAGAAGGCUGACAAUGUAGAAAAACAAUAGUAGUAACAGUGACCCUGACAGCACUGCAGGAAAGCACACCAACAAACAAAAACAACCACUGCGAUCUAAGCAACGUCACCGUCAGAACAAAACUCCGCCAGCAUAACUGGAAAAAUCACCAGAAGCAAAAAGUCACCGGCGCUGAGGCACUGUGCACCCGUGGUUCUCCGUGGCCUCCGGGUGGGGGCAUUUUCUUUGUUACGACAGUUGAUUUCGCCGGAAAAUCCCGGUUGGUACUGUACCCAACUUCCGAUUGAAUGUCAGCGGCCGAAGCCGACGAUACGGACGAUGAGCAGCAGCUACUGCUGGAUCCGUUUUCUCAGCUGGAGGAGGAUUUGCGGAACAUGAAAUCCGUCAUUCAUGUGACGCGCGAAAAUAUCGACGCGUUGAAUGCAAAAUUUGCCGACUUUCAGCAACCACCGGCCCUUUACCUGGAGGAAUACCAGGAACUCACGUCCAAGCUGCACGACCUGGAGAUCAAGGAGCAGGCCUUGAUUGAUAGGAAAAUGCAGUUACAGAACGAGCAAACUGGUGAUCCGAACGAACCACCGGAUCCCGAGGAACGCGUAGAGGUUGAAAGCAUGUGCGGCACGCUGAGCAGGCAGUCAAAGAUGUUGCUGCGAGCCUUUCUACCAAACCAGCAGCGUACCUCGGUGCAGGUGAUCCCCGGGAUGCGUCUUAAGGACGCGCUGGCAAAGGCACUGAAGCGGCGCAACUUAACGUGCGAAUUCUGUGAGGUGACGGCCGGAACUAGCCAGUAUCCCAUCCCGUGGGAAACGGAUGUUAGUGCGCUGAACUGCGACGAGGUGUUCGUGCGCAUUCUGGACAUCGGGUUUCCCACCUACAUCUCGCAUCAGUUCAUUCGCAAAACGUUCUUCUCGCUAGCGUUCUGCGAGUGCUGCCGUCGUUUGCUCUUCACCGGCUUCUACUGCAACCAGUGCAACUAUAGGUUCCACCAGCGGUGCGUCGAUAAGGUGCCGCCGAUAUGCAGCAAACGACACAUGGACAGUACCUUCUAUCAUGUGCUGCUGGCGAACCCAGAAAGCACGGCCGGCAUUAUCAACCCCGGGGCCGGCGGCUACAGUACGAACUUGCGGCACCCGAGAUCAUUGAACCAGCAGGAUCGCUCCAAUUCGGCCCCGAAUGUGUGCAUUAACAAUGUGAUGAAACCGUUUUUCGGGACCGAAGGCCGAAACGUUAUAAACAAUCGCCCGCUGCAGGCUCAAACGAAUCAAGAGCAUUCACAUUCCACACAAGCGUCACCAACAAACACGCUAAACCACAGUAAACGCCCUAGGGCACGAUCGGCAGACGAGAGCAACAAGAAUCUGCUAUCACCUCGGGACUCGAAACAAUCGGACGAAAAUUGGAAUAUCCAAGCUGAAGAGAUUUUGAUCGGCCAGCGGAUCGGAUCGGGAUCAUUCGGGACGGUGUACAAGGCCCACUGGCAUGGCUCAGUGGCAGUAAAGACAUUGAACGUGAAAACCCCAAGCCCGGCUCAGCUGCAGGCGUUCAAAAAUGAGGUCGCGAUGCUUAAGAAAACGCGCCACUGUAAUAUACUUUUGUUCAUGGGCUGUGUUAGCAAACCGUCACUAGCAAUCGUAACGCAAUGGUGUGAGGGCAGCAGCUUGUACAAGCACAUCCACGUCAACGAGACCAAAUUCAAGUUGAAUACGUUGAUUGAUAUCGCCCGGCAGGCCGCCCAGGGCAUGGAUUAUCUCCACGCCAAGAACAUCAUCCACAGGGAUCUGAAAUCGAACAACAUCUUCCUGCAUGACGAUUUUUCGGUCAAGAUUGGCGAUUUCGGACUGGCCACGGCCAAAGUGCGGUGGUCCGGAUCGCAACAAUCGAACCAACCGACUGGCAGCAUUCUAUGGAUGGCACCGGAAGUGAUUCGCAUGAAAGAUCAGAAUCCAUAUUCAUUUCAGAGCGACGUGUACGCGUUUGGCAUCGUGCUCUACGAGAUGCUGACCGAGCAGCUGCCGUACAAUCACAUCAACAACAAAGACCAGAUACUGUUUAUGGUCGGCUGCGGCAAACUACGACCGGAUCUGACCAAGGUACGGUCCGAUUGCCCUCAAGCCCUGAAACGGUGCGUUGAGGAUUGCAUCAAGUUCAAUCGCGAUGAGCGGCCACUAUUCCGGCUAUUGCUAAACAUGCUCGAAACUAUGCUGCGUACUAUGCCAAAGUUCCAUCGCAGCGCCAGCGAGCCGAACUUUACGCAAACACAGCUACAAAAUGACGAUUUCCUGUACAUGUGUUCUAGUCCCAAAACUCCUGUGAACUUUCAUGAUUUCCAGUUCUACAAUGGCGCUGGGAAUUACUAGAUUAUACAUUACCGUCGCCAAUCGGCCGAAUGUCUGAAACAGGAUUCGUUUAAUAUAUCACGACGUCGUCGACGAUUACCUGUAAAUAGUGAAUGCAGUGAUAUAUGUUGAUCAGUAUGCUCUAGAAGUAAGAGUUGGUUUAGAGGCUUUCUUUUUUAUGUUUUAAAUUCCAAAAAGCAAAUAUUUCAUUGUGUUGUAAGUGGAGUCCGAUCCAUCCCGUCGGGUUUACAGUCGUCGUUCACAGCAAACGGCAUGACUCAUUCUCGUAUUUAAUUCAAUCAAAGUUAAAACAUUGCUGUUGAACUAGCCUGAGAG
Molecule: messenger RNA, 3048 nt
Organism: Anopheles bellator
Lineage: Eukaryota; Metazoa; Arthropoda; Insecta; Diptera; Culicidae
Product: raf homolog serine/threonine-protein kinase Raf
Exons: 4
Coding region: 664-2733 (689 amino acids)
Biological process (GO): signal transduction; protein phosphorylation
Molecular function (GO): ATP binding; protein kinase activity
Source: RefSeq, a predicted model, not a curated record